UCUACAGUUGCAUACACUCUAUAGAACACAUUGUGCUGACAAGACAAAGUUUUGUGAGUCAAACACAAAGCCCUGAUCCAUGCUGGCUCUAUAAAGAGGUCCUGGACUCAUAAAUGGUUUGGUCUGCUCAGAGAACAGUCAUAAUGGGCAAGAUUACUUUCUUUGAAGACAAAAACUUCCAGGGCCGUCAAUAUGAGUGCUCUGGAGACUGUGCUGACAUGCAGUCCCACUUUUCUCGUUGCAACUCCAUCCGUGUAGAGAGUGGAUGCUGGGUGGCCUACGAGAAGCCCAACUAUGCAGGAUACCAGUACAUGCUGUUCAAGGGUGAAUACCCUGAUUUCCAGCACUGGGCUGGCUUCAAUGACUGCAUUCGUUCCUGCCGCAUGGUUCCUGCUUACACUGGAAACUACAGGAUGAAGAUCUUUGAGCGCUCCGAUUUUGGUGGUCAGGCAAUGGAGCUGAAUGAAGACUGCCCUGAUCUGCGCCAGCGAUUCCACAAUGGAGAUGUCUCUUCAGCCAACGUCAUGGAAGGCUACUGGAUCCUCCACGAACACCCCAAUUACACUGGCCGUCAGUUCUUCCUGCGCCCUGGUGAAUACAGGAGGCACAUUGAGUGGGGCAGUCCAAGUCCAACCAUGGGCUCCCUGCGACGUGUGACUGACCUCAACUGAAGAUCCAAAUAAUGCAACCACUUAAUGGAACCCUCUCCUAAUGUGUCAACAGCACUGACUGUCCAUGCAAUGACAACAACUGACCUUCAGUCACCUUAGGAUGACAGGGUCUGUGGAUCCGUUGUGUUGAAUGUAUUUGUGAUGCUUGCUAUGAUCAGGCACUGUAUCCAAGUGCCUGUUUAACCUCGCUUAAGCAGUGAUAUCUGUCUCUUUUAGCACUGUUGACCGAGCAAACUGUGUAUUUUAUCAGUCCCCUUCCCUUCCCAAAUGGAAAUAAAGGAAAACUUGAUUAAAAUCAUACAAA
Molecule: messenger RNA, 975 nt
Organism: Myxocyprinus asiaticus (Chinese sucker)
Lineage: Eukaryota; Metazoa; Chordata; Actinopteri; Cypriniformes; Catostomidae
Product: gamma-crystallin S-1-like
Exons: 3
Coding region: 114-671 (185 amino acids)
Biological process (GO): visual perception; lens development in camera-type eye
Molecular function (GO): structural constituent of eye lens
Source: RefSeq, a predicted model, not a curated record